AUGACAUUCUUCAUGAAGCAUACUUUACUGGAUUUAUUAAAGCAAGUUCGACUUAACAGUAGAGCUACUACUAACAGCAGUGGUGGACCAGCAAAGUGGUUAGACGACGCUGUAACUUAUGCAGAUGUACAGACAUCUUUCGUGGAUCCGUGCACUUCAUUGCCAUAUCCGGAGAAGGAAUUACACCGAUUUUUAGAGAACAAAACGCCGAAGGUAAGAGGAAAGGCUGAUAAUAAAAUUGUUAACAAGAGAAGCAACAAUGGAAAGCUUGAUUUUAGCCAUAUACCUAUUGAAGAGCAAGUGGUUGUCUUAUUUCCAGGUCAGGGGACGCAGUACGUUGGCAUGGGUAAAAAAGUAGUGGACUGUAGCAAAGUAAUUGAUAUCUACAAAAAAGCAUCAGAAAUAUUACAAUAUGAUUUGCUGAAACUGUGCUUGGAAGGACCAAAAUCAAAACUCGACCAGACAGUUUAUUCCCAACCAGCCAUUUUCGUCAGUUCGUUGGCUGCGUGGGAAAAAGCAAAAGCAGAAAAUGAAACACUGAGUGCUCGUACGACCGAUGUAGCUGGUUUCAGUAUUGGUGAAUUUGCGGCAUUUGUACUUUCUGAAAUACUUUCUUUUGAGGAUGCUCUUCGAUUGGUGAAAAUUCGUGCUGAAGCUAUGCAGCAGUGUAGCUUACGAUAUCCUUCUGGGAUGAUAACGCUGCGAGUAAAUGCAGCUACACGAUUGGAAGAUGCGUUGGAAGACGCUAAAACCUAUGCCUGGGAGAAGGACGAGCUGCCCUUAUGUGAAGUAGCCAAUUAUUUGUUUUGUGGUGUGAAAGUCAUUGGAGCAUCGGAAAAUUGCAUUAAUUUUCUGAAUAAUAAUCAAGAGAAAUAUGUUUUCCAGGUGGUGAAAAGGUUGGACGUAAACGGCGCAUUUCAUACUACUUUAAUGAAAGAUGUUGCUAAUACACUAAAAAAUGCUAUCAAAGAUGUGAAAAUUAACGAGCAGCCACGAAUGAAUAUUUAUUCAAAUUAUACUGGUAAACUACAUAUAUACAACGAGAAACGGAUUCGUGAAGCAAUCGUCAAGCAAGUUUGUUCACCAGUUAAAUGGGAGCAAAUUCAACAAUUACUUCAUGCAAAACAUCAAGACUUCAAGUUUCCAACAUUUAUAGAAGUUGGACCAGGAAAGCAGCUAGGUGCGAUGCUUUUGAAAAUCAGCAAAAAAGCUUACAAGAACUACAUUAGCUAUACUGCAUAGCUCCAUUUUUAGACCAUAUGUUUAUUUCGCAACAUGUUUUUCUUGUAAGUCCG
Messenger RNA from Loa loa (African eye worm), 1295 nucleotides. RefSeq lists its product as hypothetical. The transcript has 9 exons. Lineage: Eukaryota; Metazoa; Nematoda; Chromadorea; Rhabditida; Onchocercidae. The record is from RefSeq and is a predicted model, not a curated record. Gene Ontology annotation, molecular function: transferase activity. Bases 1 to 1242 code for a protein of 413 amino acids.